UACCACUGCUUUUCUACAAGAUUCUUGAACGAAGACCAAGCUGCACUACUCGAAUCCGGCGAUAAGAUCUUUAUGCCGCCCUCAGCCCUCGGAGUCCUUUUGUCUCAGCCCGUCUGUAACCCUAUGCUCUUCCAGCUACGAAACCCAAAUGCUGCCGAUAGAGAGCUGGUGUCUCACUGUGGGGUUCUGGAGUUCACUGCUGUAGAAGACAAAAUCUAUAUACCUUCAUGGAAGAUGAAGCGCAUGGACCUGAAAGAUGGAGACGUUGUUCAGGUCAAAAAUGUGUCUCUACCUAAGGGCAAAUUCGUUAAAUUGCAACCCCAUACCAAAGACUUUUUGGACAUCACAAAUCCGAAGGCUGUGUUAGAGAAAACACUGAGGAAUUUUACAUGUUUCACUGUUGGUGAUACUAUUAUGCUUCCUUAUAAUGGCAAGGAGUACUAUGUGAAUAUCGUGGAAACAAAGCCUCGUAAAGCCAUAAGUAUUAUUGAGACCGACUGCGAGGUCGACUUUCUGCCUCCUCUCGACUAUGUGGAACCCGAAAAGCCUGUUGCUGUUGCCUCUCCUCCAACAAACAAGGCGGCAAUGGCGGAACCUGUUCAGAUCGAAGAGCCUAAAUUCUGCCCUUUUAGCGGAGAUGGAAGGCGUUUGGAUGGAAAACCUUUGCCCACUCCCCAAGUUCAAGUUUCUUCUUCCUCAUUCGUUGCGGCAGCCAACAAUGGCAAGACUAACGCGCAGCCAUCUUCCACAGGAUCUAGCUCUCAAGGGUCUAAUCGCCAUACUCAGGGGAAGCUUGUUUUCGGAUCAAAUGCUGCCGACCAUACUACUACUGCUCCGAAGAAAAUAGAAAAGCAGGAAGCUUCAAAAGAGCAGGCUAAGCAAAAAAAGAAAGAAGACUCAAAGUUCCAACCCUUUACAGGGAAAAUAUACUCGUUGAAGGGUUGA
Messenger RNA from Argentina anserina (silverweed cinquefoil), 945 nucleotides. RefSeq lists its product as uncharacterized. Lineage: Eukaryota; Viridiplantae; Streptophyta; Magnoliopsida; Rosales; Rosaceae. Gene Ontology annotation, molecular function: polyubiquitin modification-dependent protein binding. The record is from RefSeq and is a predicted model, not a curated record. The coding region runs from base 73 to 945 and encodes 290 amino acids. The transcript has a single exon. Gene Ontology annotation, cellular component: VCP-NPL4-UFD1 AAA ATPase complex.